GGCUGCCUCUUGCUAGGUUCUGCUCACCCACUUGGUAGCACAGUUAGACUUAGAGAUCCAGCCAAGGCAGACAGACAGGGCUCAGAACCUCAGUCCUGCCAUGGAGGAUGGGCAGCAGAGAGAGAAGGUGAAGCCCUUGGGCUUCCUCAAGCCUACCUCCUUGAUGAAGGUUUCUGGCCGCUUUAAGGCACACCAGGAUGCACUGCCGCGGCUGCCUGUGCCCCCACUUCAGCAGUCCCUGGACCAUUACCUCAAGGCACUGCAGCCCAUUGUGAGCGAGGAGGAGUGGGCUCAAACCAAGCAGCUGGUGGAGGAGUUCCAAGCCUCCGGGGGCGUGGGGGAACGCCUGCAGAAGGGGCUGGAGCGCAGGGCCCAGAAGACAGAGAACUGGCUAUCCGAGUGGUGGCUCAAAACAGCCUACCUCCAAUACCGCCAACCUGUGGUCAUCUGCUCCAGCCCAGGUAUGGCGUUACCCAAGCAGGACUUCGUGGACCUGCAGGGUCAGCUCCGAUUUGCUGCCAAACUCAUCGAGGGUGUACUGGAUUUCAAGGCUAUGAUUGACAAUGAAACCCUUCCUGUGGAGUACCUGGGCGGAAAGCCACUGUGCAUGAACCAGUACUAUCAGAUCCUGUCCUCCUGCCGUGUGCCAGGCCCCAAGCAGGACAUGGUCAUCAGCUUCAGCAAGACCAAGAAGCCACCCAUGCACAUCACUGUGGUACACAACUACCAGUUUUUCGAGUUGGACGUGUACCAUAGUGAUUGGACACCACUCACUGCAGAUCAGAUCUUCGUGCAGCUAGAGAAGAUAUGGAACUCAUCACUGCAAACCAACAAGGAGCCCGUGGGCAUCCUCACCUCCAACCACCGCAACUCCUGGGCCAAGGCUUACAACACCCUCAUCAAAGACAAGGUGAACCGGGACGCAGUGCGCUCCAUCCAGAAGAGCAUCUUCACCGUGUGCUUGGAUGCGCCCAUGCCAAGGGUCUCUGAGGAUGUGUACCGCAACCACGUGGCUGGUCAGAUGCUGCACGGAGGCGGCAGCAAGCUGAACAGUGGCAACCGCUGGUUCGAUAAGACGCUGCAGUUCAUUGUGGCAGAAGAUGGCUCCUGUGGGCUCGUUUAUGAGCACGCAGCAGCAGAAGGUCCCCCCAUUGUAGCCCUUUUGGACCAUGUCAUCGAGUUCACGAAGAAGCCUGAGCUUGUGCGGUCUCCCAUGGUGCCCUUGCCCAUGCCUAAGAAGUUACGGUUUAACAUCACCCCUGAGAUCAAGAGCGACAUUGAGAAGGCCAAGCAGAACCUCAGCAUUAUGAUCCAGGACCUGGACAUCACAGUGAUGGUGUUUCACCACUUUGGAAAGGACUUCCCCAAGUCAGAGAAGCUGAGCCCAGAUGCCUUCAUACAGAUGGCUCUACAGCUGGCCUACUACAGGAUCUACGGGCAGGUGUGUGCCACAUAUGAGAGCGCCUCCCUGCGCAUGUUCCACCUGGGCCGCACGGACACCAUCCGCUCAGCCUCCAUGGACUCACUGGCCUUCGUCAAAGCCAUGGAUGACUCCAGCAUGACGGAACACCAGAAGGUGGAGCUGCUACGGAAGGCUGUGCAGGCCCACCGAGCCUACACUGACCGGGCCAUCCGUGGGGAGGCCUUCGACCGACACCUGCUGGGCUUGAAGCUGCAGGCCAUUGAGGACCUGGUGAGCAUGCCUGACAUCUUCAUGGACACCUCCUACGCCAUUGCCAUGCACUUCAACCUCUCCACCAGCCAGGUCCCUUCAAAGACAGACUGCGUCAUGUUCUUUGGGCCCGUGGUCCCAGAUGGCUACGGCGUCUGCUACAACCCCAUGGAGGCCCACAUCAACUUCUCUCUGACGGCCUACAACAGCUGUGCAGAGACCAACGCCGCCCGCCUAGCGCACUACCUGGAGAAAGCACUCCUGGACAUGCGCGCCCUGCUGCAGAGCCACCCCCGGGCCAAGCUCUGAGCCCCCACUCUCAGGCCUGCCAACGCCACAGCCACAGCCAAGCCCACCCUGCGAUGGGCCCCCCACCAGACUCAACUCCUUUGUUCCCUCUUCCCCUGGUCUCCUGAGAUCUGACUUCCAGGAACAGCAUACUCUAGUGGGACCUGUGGGCCCAAGCCAAGUGCCUUCCGUGGGUCAUCCCCAGCACCUGCCGUGGCCUGAGUCCAGGGGCUGAGUUCAGAGGCCAGGCACGACGUCAGACCCAGGACCCCGGUGUAUCAUCCACGAUACUUUCUCUGGGGAAGGGAAAUGGUCUAGCACGUUCUUUGCCAGACAGGAGACUGUAAAGAACUUUUCUCACCAGCUCAGCUCUGGUCAGUCCCUGCCAUCUCUACAGCCAUGCUGGGGUCUGUACCCCAAUCCCCAAGCUCCCAAGAACCUGGAGCAGAGGAUUAUCUGGAGGCUGAGGGGCCAGGAUGGCAGGUUUCCUUCCCUCAGCCCACCCCACAUCGAAGACACCAUCUCCCUUCCGUGUGGCUGCCAUGCUCUCUUGGAUAAUGCGGCUCAUGAGCCUGGCCCUCUUGCUUCCACUCAGCUUGAUUCCUGAACCACAUUCAUGGCUGUAUAACAUGAACAUGCAAGGUAAUUAAUAAAGGGGAAACGUGUUGGUGAAAAGGUGUUUCAGCUGAGGAGCAGGCAGGGUGGGGGGCAGACUCCUGGCCUGGCCUUCUGGCUUUCCCUGGUUCUGGAAGUUGGUGGCCAAGCAGCCAGUGGGCCCAAGGGCUCCCUGAGGAGCCAAAAGGAAGAGUCCUCAGGCUUGGGUGAGGAAGCCAAGAGUCAGCUCCACCCUAAGGCACUGGGCCAGGAAUGGUGCCAGAUCCAGGGCUGUGUCCUUCACUGGCUUGAGCCUUGCCAAGUCCCGUGAGUUGUGGCUGGGGACAGCUCUCCCCAGGGGGCUGUGGGACCCAGCAGGAGUGGUAGUGGAGCUGGCACGCUCACACCCAGGCCCCGCCACUGCCUGGGCAGACACCUGCAGGGGGUGGGGUAGGGGGAGUGGCCACCUGAUCAGAACCAUACACUUUUCCCUAACUGCAUGCCCCGGGCAGAGGCAGGGUGUCAUGCCAAAAUCAAAUGGGCUGUUUCUGGGCCUCAAGGAAGGCACAUGUGAAACCUGACAAGCAGAUGCCUGGGGUUGGGUGGAGAGAGGUGGGCAAGCCUAUAAAGUGCAGUGCUUCAUAGGCUGUGUGACCUGCCACAAUCACGUGAGGGUGGGACUUGUGGCUUUCCCCGAAUUUCAGAUGAGGAAACAGGCUUAGAGAGAUUAAGGUCACCAGGACUCUAAAUGGUAGAGCAGAGAUUCCCAAGAGGUGGAGGCCAGACGAUGGGGGAGUGGGUGUUGCCCCCUGGCCUGGCUGGUCCUCAGACUCCAGGAGGCAGGCAGGUUGGGGAGAGGGAGGAGAGGGUGAGCAGGUGGACUUGGAAGAGAAUGCCACUUGGACAAGCACUAAGACUCUGCCCUACUGCUGGAGAACCUGGGCCAGCCUCAUCUGUACAGUGGGCUGAUGGGGCUCCCUCUGGGGGUGACUAGAGUCCUAGGAAGCGGGACCACAUCAGGCAUGGAGUGAGCACUGUCUGGGCAGUGCCCAGGCAAAGUACACCCAACCCAGCCUGGGGCAGUAGCAGAGAGAGGAGAGAGCCAGACUGGGGACACCACCCAGCAGACACCCAGGAUUCCCGAAAUUCACAUAAGUUGGGAUAGGUCUAAUGUAAGGCAGGAUUCCCCCAAAUUAUUCUCCAGAAGUGAGGGCAUCCCUCGCAUUUGAGCUGUUCAGGUCUCAUACUGUGCAGGUCCCUCAGUUCUUUACAGCCACAAAGCAGCAUUUAGGGAAGACCCAUUAGCAUCUAGAACAACCUCCAAUCACUGUUACAUGGGAUGUUUAGAGGUAGAAAUGGUGGGGAAAAGAGGCAAAGAGAGAAGAUUUAGUCAUUUUUCCUGAGGUCGUUCCUGUGACCUCACACUUUGCAAGUGUUGAUGUUGGGUAAGCAAGUGCUUUCAGCUGGUUGGGGAGAUCAUAUACACACUUGUACAGGGUAGAGUUUUAAAAUCUACCUAUCUGAACCUUAUGCCCAUGGACACUUGUGCCUCAGAGAAAAUUUUUUGGGACAGUGUCGUGCAUGAUAUUCAGGAGGUGCUGCUGUAUCUCAAACAGCUCGGCUGCAGUGAAGCCAGCAGACCCAGGAGAACCGGGUCAGCUGAUCCAGAGGUGGCUCCAGGGGUGACCAGACCCUGCCGCCCAUGAUGGCAGAUGAAGAAUUUGAUUUUCUCUUUUUUUGCAAAAUGAGUGAAAAAUCUGUUCUAAAUUAAUAUAGUUUGUGCAAUACAUCAUUUGAAAUUUUAAAGUGUAAUAAAAUUAAUGAAUUAAAGAUAAGUCAAUAUUUGGCUUUUUCCUAGA
Messenger RNA from Galeopterus variegatus (Sunda flying lemur), 4413 nucleotides. It is a transcript of the gene CRAT, whose product is annotated as carnitine O-acetyltransferase. Gene Ontology annotation, biological process: carnitine metabolic process, CoA-linked. Gene Ontology annotation, cellular component: peroxisome. Bases 101 to 1981 code for a protein of 626 amino acids. Lineage: Eukaryota; Metazoa; Chordata; Mammalia; Dermoptera; Cynocephalidae. Gene Ontology annotation, molecular function: carnitine O-acetyltransferase activity. The transcript is spliced from 14 exons. The record is from RefSeq and is a predicted model, not a curated record.